This is a messenger RNA of Notothenia coriiceps (black rockcod), 1312 nucleotides long. RefSeq names its product seizure protein 6 homolog. The record is from RefSeq and is a predicted model, not a curated record. The coding region runs from base 16 to 243 and encodes 75 amino acids. Lineage: Eukaryota; Metazoa; Chordata; Actinopteri; Perciformes; Nototheniidae. The transcript is spliced from 4 exons.
ACUGCAGACCUAAGAAUGGAGGGGGCACAAGUAGCAUUUGCUGUCUUCAUCCCCAUCGUCCUCCUCCUCAGCCUCAUCAUUGGAAUCUACCUCUACUACUCAAAGCAUCAGAGAAAGCCACUUCAGCUGUCACUGUCCUCCAACCUACCAUAUGAAAACAUCUCUGGAGAAUCCACGUGUGACAAUUUAGUUUAUGAGACAACGAACAAUGAGGAUACACGAGAAUACGAGGUUUCGAUCUGAAGACGCCAGAGCAUGUGUUUCAGAAUGGACAGAUAAGAAGCCUGCUGGCCUUUUCAACGUCUGUCAGACUCACACCUUUGGUGACUCCACCCUGUUCUCUAUACACUGAAUAUGAGCCUCCCUUUAUUUACCCUACAGAGGACGCCACACUACCGCUGGAAAGGCUGGGCCACCGGAUAAUUUUUCUAGCUCAACAGUACAGUCCAGCAGCAGCAGUUUGUACAGUUUUUAAUCCUGUGAUUGCAUCCUGAGGACUUUCAGCGCCAAGAACCAUCUCAGAAAGCAGAGGGAUUCGAUGCAAAGCUUGUGCCAUUAAGUGAUAUAACCACUGAUGUUACAUUUUGUUAUAUACAUUAUACACUAUAUGUCUCCUGCACCAUUUAAAGACUAAUGCUUGGAUUAACGGGAUGUCUAUUAAGAGUAACAUCUUAACUUAUCUUGACAAACAACUGCAUUUACAUUUAGAGUAUGCUCAAAAAUUCGAAUUGAUGCACGAUCUGAGAUAAGAAAUCAGAAUAUACAUUAAAUAAAAGGCCCAAUAAAAUAUAAUUGUCCCUGCGAGAGAGAGAAGAAAACAUAUUAUAUUUUCAUGUCUGUAUUAAGUACGGAGCUGGAUGUGGUUAACCUUACUUUGCAUAAAGACUUGAAAGGGGUUUAGCUAGCCAGGCUUGGUAAAUACACCCAACACCUCCUUAGCUCACUAGAAAACAUGUUGCAUCUUGUUCAUUUGUAUCCUAAGUAAGAACAAAAUAAAGAAACAAUAUGUUGCUUAAGGAUUGUAACGUUUUCAUGAAAAAAUCCAACUGAACAUUGCUAACUAUGUAAUUUCUGGGAUAGCUAUAUUUAAUUUGCUUUCAAGGUUUCUCAAAACAAACGAAAAAGCCCUGCUUGGUGCAAAUUCAUAUAAUGAUUAAUUGCAUUUACUUUGUGCUCAAAGUGCUUUACAUUACAUAUUACAUAGACAUGUAAUACAUCAUGUUGUUCUUUUACACUUUUGCUAACAAGUGACUCAUUAGCUUGCUAGCAUCAACAGUCUCACACAACCCAGUCUCACGGCAUUUCGUGUUAU